UGGCCUGCUAUGCGAGACCACAACGACUUACCAUUUUUGGACACUAACGCGUUCCGUUGGAAAUCAAAGUACAUUUCGCUAAUCAUCAAAGAGUGAUUUCGUGGAAGAUAUCGACAUAAAUUGUGAUCUUGGAGGUCAGGUGUUUUACAUGGCUGGGUCGGACUCUGUAGAGUGGUACUAUGUGGGGGUGGACGUGGGGACAGCCAGUGUGAGGGCUGCUCUAGUCACCAGGGAGGGCCAAGUAAAGACCACUGCAGAGGAGAUGGUCACCAUCUGGAAACCUCACUCAGACCAUUAUGUCCAGUCAUCCACUGACAUUUGGGCUAAGUGCUGUAGCACAGUCCGGAAAGUGACCCAGGGAGUGCAGAGGAAUCAGGUCAGAGGGGUAGGUUUUGAUGCCACCUGUUCCCUAGUGGUCCUGGACCAGAACUUUCAGCCUGUAGCUGUCAACCAGGAUGGUGAGGCUGAGAGGAACGUGGUGAUGUGGAUGGACCAUCGCGCUGCAGAGCAGGCUGCACGCAUCACCAGCACUGGCCAUAGGGUCCUGAGCAGGGUGGGAGGGGUAAUGUCACCGGAGAUGCAGCCCCCCAAGCUGCUCUGGCUGAAAGAGAACCUGAGAGCGACAUGCUGGAGGGACGCUGCCCACUUUCUGGACCUCCCUGACUUCCUGUCCUGGAAAGCCACAGCUUCUCUGGCCAGGUCCUUAUGUACUGUGGUCUGUAAGUGGACCUAUUGCCCCACAGAAAAAUGGGACACCAGCUUCUGGACAGCCAUUGGUUUGGAGGACUUACUGGAAAACGACCAUUCCAAAAUAGGCAGUGUGACCUGCUGUCCAGGGAGCCCAGUGGGAGAAGGCCUUACCCAAGAAGCUGCAGCCGAACUGGGGCUGGACACGGGCACCGCAGUGGGAGCCUCCCUCAUCGAUGCCCACGCUGGAGGCCUAGGUGUGAUUGGUGCAGACGUGAGGGGGUUCUCCCUGCCCUGUGAGGACCAGCCAAUCACGUCACGCAUGGCCAUGAUCUGUGGAACAUCUUCCUGUCACAUGGCGAUCAGCCAGGGGCCCCUGUUUGUACCGGGUGUGUGGGGACCGUAUCUGUCCGGCAUGGUGCCUGAGUUGUGGCUCAACGAGGGAGGACAGAGUGCUACUGGAAGACUGAUUGACCAUGUGGUGAAAGGUCAUGUAGCCUACCCCCAGCUACAGGAGCAGGCGGUGAAAGGUGGGGAGCAUAUCUACAGUUACCUGAACAGACACCUGUCCUCCAUGGCUAAAGACCUGGGGGCUCCCGUAGAGCUGCUGGCCUCCAGCCUCCACGUCUGGCCAGACUUUCAUGGCAACCGCUCCCCCCUGGCAGACCCCACUCUGAGGGGCGCGCUGGGCACCCAGCAUAUCCUAGAGGCCAUGACACAGGCAGGACAUGACAUCACAACCCUCUUCCUGUGUGGGGGGUUGAGUAAGAAUCCUCUUUAUGUGCAGAUUCACGCCAAUGCCACAGGGUUGCCCUUGGUGCUUCCUGCCCAGACAGAGGCUGUGUUGGUGGGAGCAGCAGUCCUAGGUGCCUGUGCUUCCCAUGAUUAUAGCUCCAUACUGGAGGCGAUGGAGAAAAUGGCCAAAGUGGGAAAAGUUGUUCAGCCUGACCACGAGCUCUGGAGCUUUUACAGGAAGAAGCACUCUGUGUUCCUGCGCCUCCAUGUCCACCAGAGGGAGUACAUGGCCCUUAUGAAUGACUGACUGAGAACCAAGAGGUGCCACUGUCUAACCUGUUGAAAUAGCAGACAGUAAUCCCAACACCGAGGUUGGAUUACACUGAAUGCAAUAUCAAGUAGAGACUGUGGAUACGACUAUGAUAUCAGACACCCCAAAUGAGUUUGAUUCCAAAAAUCAGCUGGACCCAGAUACCCAAUAUACCUAUUAGGAGAAAAGAGUCUGAACUCGAACGUGAUUUAUCAAAUGCAAAAUGGUGGUAACACUAUCCAUCUUGUGUUGACGCAUGGGGGAAGAUGUAGGAAAUGAAUGCAAUUUUCCAGUUUUUAAGAUGUGAAGUCCUGGCCUGAAAAUCUAAUAUGACCUACAGUACCAUCCACAGGACACUGAAGAGUUCAAAAGGCACUGACAGAAAGUCAGCCUGUGAAAAGCAAUAAAACAGUCAUCUUGAAAUAUUAUGCAAGUUUAUAAGAAUUUGAAAUUGUGCCCAAUGUCACUUUUUCACACCUAGGCCUAUUUGCUAUCAAUAAUCCCUAUCUCAUGUCCUCUCUUUGAUCUCUCUAUCAGAAACAUUAUUUCUCUGAUCUCCUCUUAUCACAUCUCAUCUCUAACCUCUCUGUCUCCUGCUGUCCAAAUUGGCCGUAGAGGAAUGUGUUGUUCCCUGUGCUGUACAGGAUCAAAGACCAUAAUCUCCUCUGUUGCCCUGGUGACACAGAGGAAUGCUCAAAUCCCACACAGCUGAGUUAACAGGACUGGUUCACGUCCAGACCCAAUGGCAGAACAUCCUGCACCAACCAGACCUGUAUUUGAUUUAUUUCUGUCCAGCUAUGUCACAUAUAGUCUCUCGUGGCGGUGGGCUGAGACUUAUUUUAGCAAAUUCAGGGUUAGCCCCAACCGGGACUCGAACCCAACACCUUAGCCGUUACACCAUGAGAUCUGAUCCUCCGUACAAGGUUGGUAGGUGUCGGGUUACGGUUGCUUUAUUGACUGCAAUAAGUAACACUGAAGUGAAACUAAAGGCUGUGUUGCUGUUGAAGGCAUUUUAUUAAUCGUUUCACUAUUAGAAGUAAGGCAGCACACCUGUCCAAAGUAUUUAAUACAUCUUAAACCUGACAACUGCACAUUCAACUCAAUAAAUUGAGUUGUCAGCUAUGUGUCUUUGAACAUGCGAGUACUACAACAAAUGCAACAUGAACACGUCCUGACACCAUAUUAUCAGCAAAAUGCUACCAGUCAAUCUGUGAUAUGAUCAGCACUCCACCAUCGUAAGGAGAAUGGCAAUCCCUUUCAUUGUCCUCAUCAUCUCCCUCUGUGGUUGUAUGGGAGGCUGUGUGACUAUAGGUGUGAUCCUCUGCUGCCCCUCAUGGCUGAGGUGUGUAGCGCAGGUACUUCCUUUCUGAAGGUAGCUCUUUGGUGUAGACCCCUGCAGGGAACAUGGCUGCUGCCUCCUCCUCAGGGAUGUUUGGAGGAACCAUCACGCGCUCACCAGGCUAGACAGAGAGAGGGAAUGAGAAGGGGAGUUAGCAGAGAAAAUAGAAAUGGGCAUAAGUGGCAUGCCAAUUGAUAUUGGACUGACAAUAGAUGCUAAGUGUUUGGAGAACAAUAAAAAAUAGUUGUGUGAUGAA
This is a messenger RNA of Salvelinus fontinalis (brook trout), 3327 nucleotides long. It is a transcript of the gene fggy, whose product is annotated as FGGY carbohydrate kinase domain containing. The coding region runs from base 149 to 1729 and encodes 526 amino acids. Lineage: Eukaryota; Metazoa; Chordata; Actinopteri; Salmoniformes; Salmonidae. Gene Ontology annotation, biological process: carbohydrate metabolic process. The transcript is spliced from 15 exons. The record is from RefSeq and is a predicted model, not a curated record. Gene Ontology annotation, molecular function: phosphotransferase activity, alcohol group as acceptor; kinase activity.